UUCUAUAUAUACUCACGUGCGACCCAAAACACAUGUGCGCACACACACACACAGCUCACUCGCUCACACGAAGCCACCGGAGAGAGAGAGAGCUCGAGCUCGGCAGAAAUGGCGGCGGCGGCGGCGGAGGCGGCGAGGGGGCACCCGCUGCUGAGGGGCGGGGAGAGGCGGGAGCGGUACACGCACGGGCUGGGGGCCGCGCAGAUGGAGGCGCUCCGCGCCAUCUGCGGCGCGUUCAUCCCGUCGCUGCCCGAGGCGGCGGCGGCGCUGGCGGAGGCGGACGACGAGGGCCGCGGCGGCGGCGACAAGGACCUCGAGCGGUUCUACCUCGCGUCCGCCGCCGACGCCGCCGUCCCCGACGAGGUGGCGGAGCUGAUGGUGAACCGGUGCGCGUGGGAGGCGGUGGCGCUGGUCACCGUCGUGCUCUGGCUGCUCGCCACCAGGGCCGGCACGCUCGCGCUGUGCGGCGCCGCCGCGUGCGUCGCCUCCUCCGCCGCCGGCGGGUGGCUCCCGUCCGUGCGCAGGUUCGCCGACCUGCCGCCGGAGCGGCGGGAGGCGGCGCUGAGGCGGUGGAGCUCGGCGCGGUGGCUGUUCCCGCUCAAGAUCACCUUCACCGUCAUCAAGAUCAUCUGCCACUUCGUCUUCUACACCAAGCUGGACGAGAAAUCGAGGAACCCAAGCUGGAAGGCGAUCGGGUACGCCGCGCCUGCCGCCGCCGCCGCCGCGGUGGAGCAACGCAGACCGGCGUCGCCGUCGCGGCGGCCGCUCGAGGAUGGCGUGGUGGAGACGAGGCGGAUGGACGACAACGCCCUGCUCAGGUCGCUCGUGGAGAAGGGCCUCGCCGUGAAGACGGGAACGGCCGCGCACCACACGGUGCAGUGCGACGCCGUGGUCGUCGGGUCCGGCUGCGGCGGCGGCGUGGCCGCCGCCGUGCUCGCGUCGAAGGGGUACAAGGUGGUCGUCGUCGAGAAGGGGGACUACUUCGCCACGGAGGAUUACACCUCCCUCGAGGGCCCGUCCAUGGAGCGGCUCUACGAGAAGGGCGGCGUGUUCGGCACGUCCAACGUCACGACCAUACUGUUCACCGGCGCCACGGUCGGCGGCGGCUCGGCGGUGAACUGGUCGGCGUGCAUCCGCACGCCGGCGGAGAUCAGGGAGGAGUGGUCGCGCGAGCACGGGCUGCCGGUGUUCGCGAGCACGGCGUACGCGCAGGCCAUGGACGCGGUGUGCGAUCGGAUCAGGGUGACCGGCGGGUGCGAGGAGGAGGGGUUCCAGAACAGGGUGCUCCGCCGCGGCUGCGACGCGCUCGGGAUGCGCGCCGACGCCGUGCCGCGCAACUCGUCGGAGGGGCACUUCUGCGGCAGCUGCAACCUCGGGUGCCCCACGGGGGACAAGAAGGGCACCGACACGACGUGGCUCGUCGACGCCGUCGAGCGCGGCGCGGUCAUCCUGACCGGGUGCAAGGCCGAGCACUUCAUCCUCGAGAGGAACGCCGGCGGGAGGGGCGGCCGGAGCAAGAGGUGCGUCGGCCUGAUGGCGACGUGCACGAGCAGCGGCAUCACCAAGAAGCUCCGCAUCGAGGCGAAGGUGUCCAUCUCUGCGUGCGGCGCGCUCAUGACGCCGCCGCUGCUGCGAAACAGCGGGCUCAAGAACCGCCACAUCGGCCGGAACCUUCACCUCCACCCGGUGUCCAUGGCGUGGGGCUACUUCCCGGACAGCACGGCGGAGCUCCCGGGCAAGUGCUACGAGGGCGGCAUCAUCACCAGCAUGCACCGCGUCACCGACCGCACCAUCAUCGAGACGCCGGCGCUCGGCCCGGGCGCGUUCUCCGCCGUGGUGCCGUGGGAGUCCGGCCGCGACAUGAAGGAGCGGAUGCGCCGGUACGCGCGCACGGCGCACGCGUUCGCGCUGGUGCGCGACCGCGGCGCCGGCGCCGUCGACGGCGAGGGCCGCGUCCGCUUCUCCCCGAGCCGCGACGACGCCGAGGAGCUCCGCGCCGGCCUCCGCCGCGCGCUGCGCAUCCUGGUGGCCGCCGGCGCCGCCGAGGUGGGCACCCACCGCAGCGACGGGCUCCGCCUCCGGUGCAAGGGCGUGCGCGACGCGGACGUGGAGGCGUUCCUCGACGAGGUGACCAUCGAGAAGGGCCCCAUGUACCCGGGUUCCGACAAGUGGGCCAUCUUCUGCUCGGCCCACCAGAUGGGCAGCUGCCGGAUGGGCGCGAGCCCACGCGACGGCGCCGUCGACGGCGCCGGCGAGAGCUGGGAGGCCGAGGGGCUCUACGUCUGCGACGGCAGCCUGCUCCCGACGGCGGUGGGCGUGAACCCGAUGAUCACCAUUCAGUCCAUCGCCUACUGCCUCUCGAACGGCAUCGCCGACACCCUGUCGCACUAGUGAUCCAUCGAUCGAUUUGUUACUAUAUCUUCGUAUUUGUCGCCAAUUCUGUAACAGGAGUUGUAUCUUUCUUUCCUCAGACGGACCUCAGUUGAUGUGCUUUUCUACUGUGCAGAUGAUUUAGUGGAAUCUUUUUUUCCUUUUCCAAGAUAACGUGGUUGUAACGUGUUGAUUACUGGUUGGGACGAGAGACAAAUUUGCACUAGGCCCGUUCUA
This is a messenger RNA of Oryza sativa Japonica Group (Japanese rice), 2607 nucleotides long. Its product is annotated as long-chain-alcohol oxidase FAO1. The record is from RefSeq and is a predicted model, not a curated record. Gene Ontology annotation, molecular function: flavin adenine dinucleotide binding; long-chain-alcohol oxidase activity. Lineage: Eukaryota; Viridiplantae; Streptophyta; Magnoliopsida; Poales; Poaceae.